Sporisorium graminicola is the source of this 2145-nucleotide messenger RNA. RefSeq lists its product as uncharacterized. The coding region runs from base 1 to 2145 and encodes 714 amino acids. Gene Ontology annotation, cellular component: plasma membrane. Gene Ontology annotation, biological process: potassium ion transmembrane transport. Gene Ontology annotation, molecular function: potassium ion transmembrane transporter activity. The record is from RefSeq and is a predicted model, not a curated record. The transcript has a single exon. Lineage: Eukaryota; Fungi; Basidiomycota; Ustilaginomycetes; Ustilaginales; Ustilaginaceae.
AUGUGCUGCGGAAGCGCCAACUGGAAGCGCGAAGAGGUGCCCGAUCACAAGUUCGACUUCAUUGAUGUGCGCGACUUUCGCAACAAUGGCUGCUUUCAGCAUUUCAAGUACGUCUUCCUCUUUGUCAUGGUGGUCAAGUCGUUUGCAGUCUACGUCGCCGAUAUCUACACUGCCGUCACGCUGCUAGCCUUUGGACACUUCAGCGGCAGUCUCUACGACAAGGUGCAGAACGAUCCGCAAAACAACUUUCGCGUGCCCAUCGCGUAUGGUCGAUGGAUCUUUAGCGGGUGCAUCAUAUUUUCGUUCCUCCUGCUCGCCUACGAGGCACACAAGUCCCGCGCCAUCGUCAAGAGCCGCGACAUCAGCUACGCGUACACCAACGUCAUGGCCAACAACUACUACUCUCUGCGCAGCUACGACCACUUUUGCUUCUUCGACCACAUCAACGAUAGCAAAAAGAAGAAGGACGAGCUGGCUUUCUUCAUCUUCUUCACCUUCAAAGGAUGGAAGCGUCUUCUGGUUGCCGACGGUCCACGUCAGGUGAUCAACUUUUUCACCCUCUACGGUCUCGGCUCCUUUGCCAACUGGUCUACCAACCCGUACGACUACUACGAGGGUAACAUCUUUACGGGCAUCAUGAUCCUCUCGAUGCUUUUCACCGUGGCCGUGUUUGCCGGCUCGCUCAUCUUGCUCAUGUUGGCGGGCAUCGCAUACAUCCCGCUGCUCUGCUACAUCAAGGGCAACCUCAAAGAAUACUGCUGCCACAAGGUGGACAAGCGUGUCACCGAGCUGGUUCACCUCAAGAAGAAGCAGCGUCUGGCCAAAGUCGCCGAGAUCGCACGUAAGGAAGCCGCGGGAGAUUUCUCGCAUUUGAUGAACAAGAAGGGCGAGAUGAUCGGUCAAGCCAUCCCUCAGCCUACCUUGCCCACCGUUGACGUCGACCUGCUCAACGACGAAAAGCCCCUCAAAUCGGCGCCUCUGCAGCGCAACAACAGCGUCGGGAGCUCGACUACACCGCAUGGCGCUCCACCAGGCGGCUACUACGGCAACGCAGGCGUGCCCGGACACCAGUCGCCCGGCUUUAACCCUUCGCACUUUUACGGCCUCAAUGCGCCUUCGACACACAGCCUGGGCUAUGGCGACAACAAGGCCGAAUAUGGCAGCUCGGCGAAUCUGGUUGCCAACGCUGGGCCUGUAGGUGGUGACUUUGCGAAUACCAACUUUGACGCGUUGGCGGAUCGCAUGGGUCCCAUCGGAACCAGCCCGAUGCUGUUUGCGCAGCGCGUCGGCGGCGGUGCAGGCAGAACGUCUCCUGCCCCGCCGUCUAUGGCUCCUUACAACGCGCAAGCUACCGGACAGCGGUCUCUGCUCGACGCCAGCAACGGGGGCAUGUCUCAGCAUCCUGGCGCCAUGGGAGAGUCGUAUGAAAUGUACGGCCGACAGAGCCCCUACCCGGAUGCACAUGCGCAGCAAACCGAGUCGCCCUACAUCUCGAGAGGACUCGACUACCCGCCACCGCAGAAUACACACGACGUCGAUGGCCUCGACUAUCCGCCGCCGUCAGCACCCGAUAUCUCAUCGUACGUGCCGUACCGUGGGCGGGAUGGGUACGAUCACCAGCCACCUGCAGUCGAAGUCUCUGUUGCACCUCCGAGCACAGCCAACGAGGGCAGCAGCAGCCAUCUGGGCGUCGGAUACGGCACCGACGGCUUUGGUGGAGAGCUGCAUCCAAACCUGUACACCAACAGCAACGGCGCUCGAUCGGGGGCCAACUCGUCAUCGCACAGUCCGACGACGAGCGUUGGGAACGGCCUGGACGAUGUCUAUGACGCCUAUCUCAACAACUCGCACGAGCACUCGCCUGCCAUCACGCCCGACCAGCGACACAGCUACAUGAUGAGCGACUAUCCGGAUCAUGCUGACGGCGGCAUUGGCAACUACUACCAGCAGCACGAACAGCAGCAGCACUAUCAAAUCGAUGGCAGCAGCAACAACGAUGGCUUUGAUCAGUAUCACAGUCAUAGCCAUCAGAACGGGUAUGCUGAGCACUGGUCACACCCCAAUCAGCAGCAGAGUCAAUACUCGGAGUCGUACGGCCAUCCCGACUCGUAUCGACAAGGGCACGCACAUGGUCACGGCUACUAA